Daucus carota subsp. sativus is the source of this 1341-nucleotide messenger RNA. RefSeq names its product nudix hydrolase 2. The transcript has 8 exons. Gene Ontology annotation, molecular function: ADP-ribose diphosphatase activity; NADH pyrophosphatase activity; NAD binding. NCBI's taxonomy places the organism in Eukaryota, Viridiplantae, Streptophyta, Magnoliopsida, Apiales, Apiaceae. The coding region runs from base 22 to 1116 and encodes 364 amino acids. The record is from RefSeq and is a predicted model, not a curated record.
CACCACACAAAUCGUUAAUCUAUGUAUACUUUAUGCAAUUUCAAGUUGUCAAAGACGUUGGAGCUGCUACAACUUCUCAACCUCAAGAAAUCUACUCUUUCAUUUUCGACUUGUGUAAACUCGAGGUUAAACUCACGUGUAAAUAUCAUCGAGGUCGUGGUGUACGAGAACGUAACAACAUCAACAUUCACAACGGAAAUCAAGAGUUUAGAGGGAUCUUUUAUCGGAGAUAUUAGAAUCAUGGCGGUUACUGCUACCAAACCAAGUUCUUCAGCGGUGGAAGAAAUUAGCGGUGAACAAAUCCAUAUACUUGAUGCAGCAGAUGAUGCGUUUGGAGGAGUUGUUGUAGAGAUGAAAAAGCCAAUAAAUGCAAAUGUAUUUGAUACUUCGCUUCGAAAAUCAAUCUCUCACUGGAGGGAACAGGGGAAGAAAGGCAUAUGGCUUAAAUUGCCUAUAGAGUUGGCAAAUCUUGUUGAAACUGCAGUCAAGCAAGGAUUUUGGUAUCAUCACGCAGAACCAACUUAUUUAAUGCUUGCAUACUGGAUUCCCGAAACGGCUCAUACUCUCCCGGCAAAUGCUUCCCAUACAGUUGGCAUUGGCGCUUUGGUUAUGAACGACAAAAGAGAGAUUCUGGUUGUCCAAGAAAAUAACGGAAGAUUCAAAGGGACGGGCUUGUGGAAGUUGCCUACUGGUACUGUUGACACGGGUGAGGAUAUAGGUGAAGCUGCAAUAAGAGAAGUGAAAGAAGAAACAGGGAUCAAGGCAGAGCUUAUGGAACUCCUUGCAGUCAGACAAAGCCACAAUCUAUCAUUUGGCAAAUCCGAUCUGUUUUUUGCAUGCAUGUUGAGGCCACUUUCUUUCGAUAUCCAAAAGCAGGAUUCAGAGAUAGCCGCAGCCAAGUGGAUGCCGUUUGAAGAAUAUGCAGCACAACCUUAUAUGCAGAAAAACGAACAUUUCAAUUACAUAGCCAAGAUAUGCGCGGCAAAGAUAGAAAAUGACUACACAGGAUUUUGUGCUCUUCCUGCAACAGCAGCCUCUUCUGGGAGGAGGAAGAGUUGCCUUUAUUUCAACAAUCAGGAGGGACUGGUGGUUCCGAAUGACAUCUCAUCACAGUAAACUAGCAGUACUGAAGAGUACUUUAAGUAAUCACAUCAAACAAGUUUAAUUACAUACACUUCCAUAAUGAUUUGUUUUAUUUACAGGCUCCUUUUUCUUGAAUUAGUUCAUCAGAACAAGGCGAGAAAAGGUUGCCAUUUUUUUGUUUAUUUUUACAUGUAAAGGGCCUGAGCUUUUCAGUCAGUGUAACUAAAAUUUACAAGUCCAGAUAUACAAACUAAUGGG